AUGACGGAUUGCUUGGAGGGAUUGUUGAGCAGCAUGGUGAAUACCUUUAACAGUGAUUGCCCCUCUAAUGCUGAAGUGGAUCUAACCGAUGAUAAGACUUUGAAAUGGCGAAAUUUGUCCAAGAAUCAAUUUGCUGCUAAAGAUAAAGAUAAGAAACCUGGUGUGAAAUCAAUGACUACAACAGCCGCAGCAGAGGCAGCAGCAACAGCAGCAGAAAGUGGGGUCGAGCUAGACAAGCAGGAAAAUAAUUUAAAUAAACAGGAGUCUGCUGCUGUUGAGGACAAACAAGAGCAAAAGUUUAAAAAAGAAAAUGAUCAUGUAGGUGGUGAAGCAGCAGGUGGAGAAGUAAAAGAAAAAUCACUGGCUACUGAAGAAAAUCUAGAGCAAACAUUUAAAGAUUUACUAGAAGAAGAAGUUGAGGAGACUAUUAACAUGGAAAUUAAGGAAACAAAGUCCGAACAAUUAUUAAAAUGUAAUAAAGCAAAGGAAAUACUAAAUAAUGCUAAUAGCAACAACAACAACAAUAAUAACAGUAACAAAACCAAUCAAAAUCAAGCAAAAUUAAAUGAGAGUGCUAUUACUAAACAUGGGGAUGUAACAACAAACACAACCAAAGAGGUGCUUAAUAAUAACAACAACAACAGCAACACCGCAAAUACUCUUCAUGUUAAAAAACCAGAUGAUGUUGGCGUUAAUGAUGUUAAUAAAGAAGGGGAGCUAACUAAUAAUGAUGUUAAAGGUGUUAAAAAUGUGAGUAUAACUUAA
Molecule: messenger RNA, 765 nt
Organism: Lucilia cuprina (Australian sheep blowfly)
Lineage: Eukaryota; Metazoa; Arthropoda; Insecta; Diptera; Calliphoridae
Exons: 2
Coding region: 1-765 (254 amino acids)
Source: RefSeq, a predicted model, not a curated record